This is a messenger RNA of Ostertagia ostertagi, 414 nucleotides long. Lineage: Eukaryota; Metazoa; Nematoda; Chromadorea; Rhabditida; Trichostrongylidae. The record is from the annotation of a GenBank genome assembly.
UGUAUAAAAGUGGAACACACAGUGUUGACAACCACAUACCGUCUCUUCCUAUUCGUUCCGCCUGCACGAGUCCUUCCACACGAGUCCUACAGAAUGUUCCGCCUGGCCGUUGCCCUUGUUGCUGCUCUUUUCGUCUACGAAGUCGCUUGUCAAACUGUCGGUGGGAAUCGUAACAACGGCACUGGUAAUUCUACCACAAACGGUACCGGUGGACGCAACCAAACUGGUGGUCGCAACAGGACUGACGGUGGCGAUGAAGGGAUCUACUACAUAAGUGCGGACCUUGUCUCGGGAGUUCUCUAUCAGGUUGUCAGUGUGCUCAUUGGACUCAUCUACGCACUCGGAGGAUUCGGAUAUGGAGAGGAGUUCGGAGGCAAUUCCACUAACUCUUCUAAUCUCACCGGACCGUAUUGA